CCACUUCAUCUGUCACUCUCUCCUCAGAUGAUGCAGUUUUCUUGGGACAAUUAUAAGCGCUACGCCUGGGGCUCCAACGAACUGCGUCCUGUCUCUAAACAAGGCCAUUCCAGCAAUUUGUUUGGUAGUCUCAAAGGAGCCACCAUUGUGGAUGCUCUGGACAUGCUCUACAUUAUGGAGAUGUAUGAUGAAUUUGAGGCUGCUACUGAGUGGGUGGAAAGGAACCUAGACUUUAACAUGAAUGCCGAAAUCUCCGUCUUUGAAGUGAACAUCCGUUUUGUUGGAGGCCUGCUAUCUGCCUAUUAUCUCUCAGGCAAAGAGGUGUUCAGGAGAAAAGCUGUUGAACUAGGAGAGAAGCUGUUGCCGGCUUUUAAGACCCCUACUGGCAUCCCUUGGGCUCUUCUCAACCUAAAGAGUGGGAUCGGCAGAAACUGGCCAUGGGCGUCAGGAGGAAGCAGUAUUCUCGCCGAAUACGGGACGCUGCAUUUGGAGUUUAUGCAUCUCAGUGCACUUUCGGGGAGACCAGUUUUUGCCGAGAAGGUAAUGAACAUCAGAAAGGUGCUGAAUCGACUGGACAAACCUCAAGGAUUGUACCCGAAUUACCUGAACCCUAACAGCGGGGACAGUGGCCAGCAUCACGUCUCAGUUGGAGGCUUGGGGGACAGUUUCUAUGAGUACCUGCUGAAGGCCUGGCUCAUGUCAGACAAAACUGACGAGGAGGGAAAGAAGCUUUACUACGAUGCCCUGCAGGCGAUUGAGAAGAAUUUGAUCCGCAAGUCAAGCGGAGGGUUGACGUAUAUCGCUGAAUGGAAAGGCGGACUCCUGGAGCAUAAGAUGGGUCACCUGACCUGCUUCGCCGGUGGUAUGAUCGCUUUAGGGGCGGACGGAGCCCCCGAUGAUAAGACAGGUCACCAGAUGGAACUGGCGGCUGAGAUCACCCGCACAUGUCAUGAGUCUUACACCCGAACAAGUAUGAAGCUGGGUCCCGAGGCCUUCCGUUUCGAUGGCGGCGUAGAAGCCAUCGCCACACGGCAAAACGAGAAGUACUUCAUCCUGCGGCCGGAGGUCAUUGAGACAUACAUGUACAUGUGGAGGUUCACCCACGACCCCAAAUACAGACAGUGGGGCUGGGAGGCAGUGCAGGCUCUGGAGAAGUACUGCAGGGUGGUGGGGGGUUACAGUGGAGUGAGAGACGUCUAUGCUAACACUCCCAACCAUGAUGACGUGCAGCAGAGCUUCUACCUGGCUGAAACACUCAAGUAUCUGUAUCUUUUGUUCUCCGACGACGACCAUUUGCCCUUCGAACACUGGGUGUUCAACACAGAGGCCCAUCCUCUUCCUGUCAUUAAGAAACAGAACCCAGAAAUAGCAAACAAACUCAAGUAAUCUUCAUCCAACCCCAAAGCGCCACUGAGACGUAACUUCCUGAACCUGCUUUAACAGUGGAGAAGAGCUAUGGACGCAAAACCCCUGUGGCUGGAGAGUUCUUAUCCUCCAGGACUUUUUUCAUGUGUUUCUCCUCUGCCGUCUUUUCUCGGGAUUCCGCAUG
This is a messenger RNA of Cyprinus carpio (common carp), 1549 nucleotides long. RefSeq names its product mannosyl-oligosaccharide 1,2-alpha-mannosidase IA-like. Gene Ontology annotation, molecular function: calcium ion binding; mannosyl-oligosaccharide 1,2-alpha-mannosidase activity. The transcript is spliced from 12 exons. The record is from RefSeq and is a predicted model, not a curated record. The coding region runs from base 28 to 1386 and encodes 452 amino acids. Lineage: Eukaryota; Metazoa; Chordata; Actinopteri; Cypriniformes; Cyprinidae. Gene Ontology annotation, cellular component: extracellular exosome; endoplasmic reticulum; Golgi membrane. Gene Ontology annotation, biological process: carbohydrate metabolic process; N-glycan processing.